This is a messenger RNA of Aedes albopictus (Asian tiger mosquito), 4188 nucleotides long. RefSeq lists its product as uncharacterized. Gene Ontology annotation, molecular function: ATP binding; ATP-dependent protein folding chaperone; guanyl-nucleotide exchange factor activity. The record is from RefSeq and is a predicted model, not a curated record. Gene Ontology annotation, cellular component: recycling endosome. Lineage: Eukaryota; Metazoa; Arthropoda; Insecta; Diptera; Culicidae. The coding region runs from base 647 to 3982 and encodes 1111 amino acids. The transcript is spliced from 2 exons.
UGGUGGUGCCCAUCUGCGAUUGUCAUUUCUCGAUCGACCCUCGCAAAAGAAAGAAGAUUGGCGACGGAGCUAGGAAAAUUUUAGUUUAGCAAGAAAAAGCAGUGAAUUUGCUUGAUUUUAUCGCCGAAAUCAAGAGACACGGUUUGCGCGGAAGUGCGAUUAUCGGGUUCGCGUCGCUUCGCAUCACGGAAAACGGGUCAAAGUGCGACAUUUGACUCGCAAUGGGAUUAUGGUGGUGGGGAAUAUCGAUUUGAAGGUGAAAGUGCCAGGGCACUGCUGAUGUUGAUGGGAAAUAAAUUGGUCGCCUUUGUUUCGGUCUCGGUUGUCUGUGGUUCGUCUCUGUGUCUGUUUUUGGUGGGGAUUCAAACAAAAACAACACUUCCUGCUCAUCUGCCGUCGUCGUCGGUCGGUGGUGCGCAUUUUCGAUCCAGUUGUAUUGCUGUGGCUUAGCUGAUUACCAUUGGUCGAAGCAAUAACUAGCAGCGUGUAUUAGCGCGAACACGGGCGAAGAAAGAAGCAGGAAACCGACCAAGCGAAGGACAAAUACCGAAAUGUCGUUGCACUGCUGAUCUGAUCUGGAUCGUCAUCGUUUUCGUAGUAGUCGUGGGACCCUGCCUACCUACCGAUCAUUCUAGAGGUCGAAAUCAUGGAUCGCAACUCGCUGGCGAUCGGUAUUGACUUCGGCACCAGCUUCUCCAGCGUGGGAAUCUACCGCCGAGGGAAGUUCGAAAUCGUUGCCAAUGCGGCGGGCAACCAUCGGAUACCGUCGUGUGUGGCGUUCACAGAUAAGGCGCGACUUGUAGGAGAGGAUGCGCUGGCGCAGGCCGAUACGGACCCUAGUAAUGCGGUUCUGGAGGUAAAACGGAAGUUGGGUGGCUGGAAGGAGGAUAAACUGCAGGUUCAGUUUAAAGGGGAGACGAAGGCGUUUCACCCGGAGGAGAUAUGCGGUGUGAUAUUGGGGAACUUGAAGACGAUGGCGGAGCGGAAGUUGGGGCAAAUGGUGGGUUCGGCAGUGAUCGCUGUACCGGCGGGGUUCACCGAUGGGCAGAGGCAGGCAGUGCUGGACUCGGCAGCCAUCGCUGGAGUUAACGUGCUGAGAUUAGUAAAUGAGCCUACCGCGGCGGCCAUUUCCAAUGGAAUCAAUAAGAAAGUGAUAGGGGAACAGUGGGUUUUAGUGUGCUCCAUAGGGGGAGGUCAUCUAGACGUGUCGAUCAUGACGAUCUACAACGGAGUGUUUGAAGUGAAGGCAACUUCCGGAGAUAACCAACUGGGCGGAACGGACUUUGACGACCGGUUGUUAGCGCAUUGUGUAAAGGAAUUCCGUGAUAAGCAUUCCAAGGAUCUUUCGUCUAGUAAGGAAGCAAUACGCAGGCUUAGAAAAGCCUGUGAGCAGGCAAAGCGGACGUUAUCGUACACAAACCAGGCACUGAUCGACAUCGAAAACUUGUACGAAGGUCAACGAUUUGAGUUGCUACUGAACCGGGAUCUGUUCGAGGAACUCAAUCGGGAUCUCCUGGAUAAGAUCAUGCUCCACGUCGAGAUGGCAUUGCGUAGAGCUCGGAAGGAUCGGUUUGCCAUCCAUGAGAUUAUGCUGGUGGGCGAAAGUUCUCGAAUACCUAAGAUUCAGGUGAUGCUCAGUGAGUUCUUCGAUCGUCGUUCGCUCUGUAGUUCGAUCAACUCGGACGAAGCAGUUGUGGUUGGGGCUUCGAUAGCUGCCGCAAUCCUAAGCGGUGAGAAGUCUCCGGAGAUUCAAGACAUCCUAUGGUUAGACCUAGUGCCGCGAUCAAUAGGUUUAGUAACGGAAAGUGGAACUGAAGAAUCGCCACGGAUUCUAAUCAGUAGAAACUCUACAGUUCCUUUGAAAGUGAAGCACCGAGUAAAAAACUUUCAAGAAAUGCAGCUUCUGUACGAAGGAGAAAGUGCCAUUGUAAGUGAUAAUGUGUUGCUGGGGAAGUUGAAGAUUGAAGGGACGUUUGGGGAUAUUGAAGAUGUGGGGCUGUUGUUCAGCACUGAUACUAACGGAAUCUUGCAUGCCAUUGUGGAGGGAAAUAUCGACCUAAAAGCUACAUUAGAUAAGGGAAGACUAGAGCGUUAUGAAAUUGAUCGGAUCGUGUAUAAACACAAGAAGAUUCUAUUGGAGGCCGAAAAAUACGAGGAGGAUGUGAAGGAACAGGAAAUGGCCUUGGAAAAGCUCGCUGUUCAAGCAACCAUAGAUCUGGAUGAAAAGGCCGGGAGUUGGGAUCGAUUCAGUGAAUGGAUUCACUGCAUUUGCAUAGUUACUUUCGACCUCGAGCUAGGUCAAGCCAUGGAAUUAAUCUACCCAAAUCACGUAACAUUAACCGAGCAGGAGAAAACCAACAUUUGCUACCUGGCCUUCCCGGACUCAAACUCCGGAUGCAUGGGCGACUCCCAGUUCCACAUCAGACUUCGGGUGUCACCGGGAUCCGAGUCAUCGUCACUUCGGAAGGAACAUCUCGACUUCAAUUGUCACUGUCUUCCGGUUCAUCGAGCAGAUCCAGGUCACUUUUGGGGCUUUGUGUACUUCCGGCAAAUCAAAGAUGCCACCCUCAAACGCGGCUAUUUCCAGAAAAGCUUGGUUCUACUCAGUCGACUGCCGUUCAUCAAUCUCUUCUACGAGCUUACCGCCUUGAUUGCACCCGCCUUCUUCUCAAGUGGAGAACCCACUUUGGAAGCUGUCUGCGAUAACAUCUGCCAUUGGCCGUCCCUGAUGGCAGGUGAAAGUAUGUCCCUCCAUCUCCUAGGAAGCGUCUACGAAAUAUCCAUUCCUAAACAGAAUUUCAAAACCUCAUCCACGGAGAAGCCCAAAUCAGAAACCUCCAUUAGCUCAAACCCUCAAACCCAAAUCAUCGGCUCGAUCCACGAGAUCGACAUCUUCAAAAGUCUCCAGUUCUUCCUGCCACAUAUCCACCUUCUCUGGGAAUUGGUCCUAACUGGUGAGCCCAUCGUAGUCACUGGAGCAUCUCCUACUGACUGCGCUCACAUGGUCCAAUCGCUGAUGAGUCUCAUCAGUCCGUUGUCCUACUGCGCUGAAAGUCGACCUUAUUUCACCAUCCACGACACCGAGUUCAAGGAGUUCACCCAAAACAAAAACGGCCAUCCGUCAAUUAUCCUGGGCGUGACGAAUCCUUUCUUCGCCAAAACUCUCCAACACUGGCCGCACAUGAUCCGCCUCCAGGACAGCACUGAAACCAUCCUACAACAGAAACAAAAGCAAACUGUAACUCCCGCCGGCACCACUACUCCCACCAAUUCCAGUUCAUCCUCCGACUCGAAGCUGUCCAAAAUCAAGCAGAUCACCAACAAACUCCUGGAUUCGUCCCCCGGAGUCUACACCCAGUACAAACCAUUCAUCUCCAAAGACAAGGCCUUCAUCAAAAAGAUCCUCCUCGGGAUCAAAACCGAACGUCCGCCGUCCGUACAAUCUGCCCUGAUCCGGCGGCACUUCCUCGAGCUAACCCAGAGCUUCAUGAUCCCACUGGAGCGCUACCUGGCCUCCCUGAUGCCUCUCCAAAAAGACAUCUCCCCCUUCAAAUCCGCACCCCUCCCCAACCCCUUCAAGCAGGAAGACUUCCUGGCAACCCUCGAAGGAAACGGCCCACAUCUCACCCCGACCUGCAAGGGCGACUGGGAAGGCCUCUACAAGCGUUUCUUCUCAUCCCCCAACUUCAAAGGCUGGUACGAGUCGCGGUUCUUCGAACUCCAGCAAACCCUCCAAGCCCUGCACAUGCAAACCCUGUCCGAGUCGAAUCUCACCGAGUGGGUCAAGGGCAAGCACGAGGUCGAAAUCGUCGACAUGAUCCUGCGCCUAAAACAGAAACUCCAGCUCUGCAGCAGCACUCAGAUGGCGGCCCUUCCGGUGCAGCUCAAUACCAAGGAUACUCGCGAACAGCUGCUGAAGCAUCUGGAAAGCAUGAAACGGUGUCUUCCCGAUGAUCUGAAGCAGAUUUUAAACAACAUCUGAUUGAGAGAGAGCAGGCUAGAUUGUGCACUUUGUGAUGAAGGUGCGCAGGGUGCGACGUAAGUGAAUGUUUUAUGGUAAUAUUAAGUUUUCUUUUUUUAAUCAAAUCGAUACGGGAAAUCCAUUGCUUAGCAAAUCUGUGUAAGAGAUCAAUUAUACAAACACUAUGAUAGGAUAAUUACAAAUGAAGCGAUUUUAGUUCAACGGAA